AUGUUGACAUGUUGUAAAGGAAGCUGCAAUGCAGCAAAGAGCAAUGAUUGGCGUUAUCCAACAGUGCUUUUGUGUGCCUUUGGGUUUUUCUCAAUGAUGAGACCUUCAGAGCCUUUUUUAACACCAUACCUUGUUGGACCGGUGAAAAACUUAACAACUAAACAGGUUACUAAUGAAAUGCUUCCAGUUUGGACAUAUUCUUACUUGGCAAUGCUAUUUCCAGUCUUUGUGGUCACAGAUUAUCUAAGAUAUAAACCGAUCAUAGUUUUGCAAGGGCUCAGUUAUAUUACCACUUGGAUAAUGCUCCUGUUUGCACAAGGAAUCCUGGCCAUGCAGUUUUUAGAAUUCUUCUUUGGGACUGCAUCUGCUGCAGAAGUGGCCUAUUACGCCUAUAUUUAUAGUGUUGUUAGUUCUGAGCAUUAUCAAAAAGUGACCAGUUAUUGUCGAAGUGUCACAUUAAUUGCGUACACACUGGGUUCUAUUCUGGGUCAAAUUUUAGUCUCUGUUUGGAAUGUCCCUUAUUUCUAUCUAAAUGUGAUUGCACUGGUUUCAGUAUCUGUAGCCUUCCUUUCUACAAUUCCCCUGCCAAUGCCCAAAAGAAGCAUGUUCUUCCACAGGAAAAGGACUGCAAAGAUCCCAUCAAUGGAAAAUGACAAGCCGAAGUCUGAAAAUAGUAGUCCCCAAAACAACCCUGAUAUAACAAACUGCUCACAAUUACCCAUAAUGUCGGAUGGAGAUGAAGACCUGGAGAAAGUGGAAAAGAAUGCAAUAGUGGUCCUAGCCAAACUGUGGUCUGAUUUCAAAGAGUGCUACUCCUCCCCUCGAAUCUUCUACUGGUCUAUCUGGUGGGCUUUGGCCACCUGUGGAUAUAACCAAGUUAUAAAUUACAUACAACUCCUAUGGGAUCACGUUGAACCAUCCCAAAAUUCCACAGUUUAUAACGGUGGUGUGGAAGCAGUGUCAACUUUUGUGAGUGCUGGUACAUCUUUUGCCGUGGGCUAUAUAAACUUGGACUGGUCAAUCUGGGGAGAAAUUGCACUGGGCAUCUUUUCAACAGUGAAUAGCGGUGCUUUAUUUGCCAUCGACCUGUCAAACAAUAUCUGGAUUUGUUAUGGUGGAUAUGUUGUGUUCAAAGCCACGUACAUGUUACUGAUUACCAUAGCAACGUUUCAAAUAGCAGUUAACCUGAGCAUUGAGCGUUAUGCUCUUUUGUUCGGAAUAAAUACCUUUGUAGCCCUCCUACUUCAGACCAUUCUGACUUUUAUCGUUGUUGAUUCGAGGGGCCUUGGCUUGGAUAUUAUUACCCAGUUCCUCAUUUAUGGAAGUUAUUUUGCAGCAAUAUCAGGACUUUUCUUCAUCAGAGGGAUUUAUACAUUAAUUCAACAUGGGCAGAAAAGAAAGAAGCAAAUAGCACCAGAGAUCAAAGGAAAUACUGCAAUCCCUGAAGACGAGAAAGGAAAGGCAGAAGAGUUUUGAAGAUUUGAAAAAGAAACAAAAAUAGAAUUGACUUUUGCUAUUACAAUUCCUUGUUGUAUUUCAUUGG
This is a messenger RNA of Hemiscyllium ocellatum (epaulette shark), 1543 nucleotides long. Its product is annotated as thiamine transporter 2-like. Gene Ontology annotation, molecular function: thiamine transmembrane transporter activity. Bases 1 to 1476 code for a protein of 491 amino acids. The transcript is spliced from 5 exons. NCBI's taxonomy places the organism in Eukaryota, Metazoa, Chordata, Chondrichthyes, Orectolobiformes, Hemiscylliidae. Gene Ontology annotation, biological process: transmembrane transport; vitamin transport. Gene Ontology annotation, cellular component: plasma membrane. The record is from RefSeq and is a predicted model, not a curated record.